Molecule: messenger RNA, 603 nt
Organism: Metopolophium dirhodum (rose-grain aphid)
Lineage: Eukaryota; Metazoa; Arthropoda; Insecta; Hemiptera; Aphididae
Product: KRAB-A domain-containing protein 2-like
Exons: 1
Coding region: 1-603 (200 amino acids)
Source: RefSeq, a predicted model, not a curated record
AUGGAUUUAAAUGAAAUGCGCAUAAAAUUUGAUAACGCAAUUCUAUUAUCAAUUGAAUCGAAACGUAACGACAACAACUUUUUUUUGAAUAAUGAAGAAUAUUGUGAACGAAUCGAAGAAAUAAAAAAAUCUAAAAUUACACUAUCUACGGCUGGAGUAAAAAAGUGUACGAAAGACUAUAGGAAUGUUCGUAAGUACGAUAUUCUUAUUAUCAACGGUAAAGAUCGUCUUAUUAAAACUAUAACCAAUGCGCCAGAGGGUGUGCGUUAUUAUGUAAAAAAUGAAGAGUUGUUUGAUAUACUUCAUUCUACACAUACAGCAAUCGGUCACGGAGGCCGAGACCGAAUUAUGGUUGAACUUAAAUUAAAAUACGCGAAUGUGACAAAGGAAACAAUAAUGGUUUAUUUAAGUCUAUGUUCUGAUUGCCAUAAAAAAUCUUCGAAUCCAAAAAGAGGGCUUGUAUCAAAACCUAUUUUACAUUUGGCAUACAACUCACGUGCUCAACUGGAUUUAAUAGAUAUGCAAUCACAGAGCGUAAAUGAUUUCCGAUUUAUAAUGAAUUACCAAGACCCCCUAACCAAGUUCGUUGUCUUAAACCAUUAA